UUACAACUUUAAUUUCUAUCAUGAAAACUCAAACCGUAGCUCUCUGGACUGCAGCCACAGUCGCUGCCUUGGGUGUUGGAUACGUUGCCUACUUUGACUACCAACGACGCAGCGAUCCCGAGUUCCGCAAGAAACUGAAAAAGGCACGUAAGCAUGCUGCCAAGGAAGCCAAGAAACAAGAGGAAGUCGGCCAAGCGGAUACUGUUAAAUUGAUCGAAUCCGUUAUCGUCGCCACUGCCCAAGAAGAGUUCCCUACCUCACCAGAGGAAAGAGAAAAAUACUUUAUGGCACAAGUUUCUGCAGGUGAAACUUUGUGUAGUCAAGGUGAAGCUUACUACAAUGAUGCGGUACUGCCAUUCUUCAAGGCUCUCAAAGUCUAUCCCGCACCCAUGGAGCUCUUGAUGAUUUACCAAAAGACGAUUCCUGAACCUGUGCUUCAAAUCAUUCUCAACAUUGUCUCCAUUGAACAACAAGCGGCCGAGGCAGCAGGGGCUACUCCUGGCGGACAAGCAUCAGAAGCAGCAUCAGCAGCUGAACCAGAGGAGAUUCCGAUCGAAUAAUUGAUAACAUCUGUAAAUACUAUUAAUAGCAGUAAAAUACAAAAAAAAAAGCAAGGAAAUACGAUAUGUAUAUAAUGGUACAUUGAUAUAGAACAAAAAAGCUGCUGCAAAGCACCACACUCACACACACAUAUAUAUAUGGGACCCAUUGAGCAUUUCAUCGUACGCUUUAUGUUUCCAGAAUAAACUACAUUCUCGC
Messenger RNA from Zychaea mexicana, 759 nucleotides. Its product is annotated as mitochondrial outer membrane translocase complex, subunit Tom20 domain-containing protein. The transcript has 4 exons. Bases 21 to 560 code for a protein of 179 amino acids. Gene Ontology annotation, biological process: tRNA import into mitochondrion; protein import into mitochondrial matrix; protein targeting. Gene Ontology annotation, cellular component: mitochondrial outer membrane translocase complex; mitochondrial outer membrane. The record is from RefSeq and is a predicted model, not a curated record. NCBI's taxonomy places the organism in Eukaryota, Fungi, Mucoromycota, Mucoromycetes, Mucorales, Lichtheimiaceae. Gene Ontology annotation, molecular function: transmembrane protein transporter activity.